This is a messenger RNA of Hylaeus anthracinus, 2548 nucleotides long. It is a transcript of the gene Sf3a1, whose product is annotated as splicing factor 3A subunit 1. Gene Ontology annotation, molecular function: RNA binding; protein binding. Gene Ontology annotation, biological process: regulation of alternative mRNA splicing, via spliceosome; mRNA cis splicing, via spliceosome. The record is from RefSeq and is a predicted model, not a curated record. NCBI's taxonomy places the organism in Eukaryota, Metazoa, Arthropoda, Insecta, Hymenoptera, Colletidae. The transcript is spliced from 7 exons. The coding region runs from base 145 to 2457 and encodes 770 amino acids. Gene Ontology annotation, cellular component: U2-type prespliceosome; catalytic step 2 spliceosome; U2 snRNP.
ACAGUAGUUGAGUGGAAAGUGGUGGAAAGCUGUAGACGUGAAAUGGCGGCGCCGCGUUACGUUCAUGAAACACUGUUUUUGAACGAUAAUUUACGAAAUAUCUUAAAUAGUGUAUAAAAAUCGAGUAGAUAAAUCAGUUUCAACAUGUCUGCUCAAGAGCUUUCUACAGUUAUUCAACCAUCAGCGACCGAGGGAGAAGAGAAUAAUGCACCCUCGUCCCAGCCGAUUGUGGGCAUUAUUUACCCUCCACCGGAGGUUAGAAAUAUUGUCGACAAAACCGCCAGUUUCGUGGCUAGAAAUGGACCAGAAUUUGAAUCAAGGAUCAGACAGAAUGAACUUGGAAAUCCAAAGUUUAAUUUCUUAAACUUUGGUGAUCCAUACCAUGCGUAUUAUCAGCACAAAGUAAAAGAAUUUAAAGAAGGGAAAGGUCAAGAACCAUCCGUAGGAGCAGGACUGGGAAAAACAGUUAAUCUUAUAGCUCAUCAAAAGCAACAAGAAAUUUUGAAACAAGUAGAGCAACUAUUUAUUCCGAAAGAUCCACCUGCUGAGUUUGAGUUCAUUGCAGACCCACCUUCCAUUUCAGCUUUGGACCUGGACAUUGUAAAGCUGACAGCACAAUUUGUGGCACGUAAUGGUCGUCAAUUCCUAACAAAUUUGAUGAAUAGAGAACAGCGUAACUUUCAGUUUGAUUUCUUACGCCCUCAGCAUUCCUUGUUUCAGUAUUUCACAAAACUCUUGGAACAGUAUACAAAGGUAUUAAUUCCGCCUAAGGACCUGUUGCCGCGUCUUCGCGAUGAAGCAGCCAAUAUGGAUAAAAUUUUGGAGCAAGUUAAAUAUCGCGCAGAGUGGUUAAAGUAUCAAGAAGCUCAAAGACGUAAAGAAGAAGAAGAAUUGGAACGUGAAAGGGUUGCUUACGCGCAAAUUGACUGGCAUGAUUUCGUCGUUGUAGAGACCGUGGAUUAUCAGCAAUUCGAAGUUGGUAAUUUCCCCGCGCCUACAACUCCUGACGAAGUCGGCGCUCGGGUGCUCAUGCAGGAAAGGAUAGAAGAAGGUGAAGAUGUCGAAAUGCAAAUCGACAGCGACGGAGAGGAUGACAUGCAGAAUCGUACAGAAGGCGAGAAGGAUCGCGCAAAGGACAAUAAUCAAGUGCAAGAUAUGGAGGAAGAUUCGAGCGACGAGGAUGACGUGUCACCUCCGGGUGACACGCAUAAGAAAGAUUCAAAGCCGCGCGAUAGCAAUAGCAUGCAGCCUCCGCCAUUACCACCUACUCCAGGAAAUGUCGUAGUGAAGAAAGGCUACGAUCCUAAGCAACAUGGAAACAAAACUGUACGUCCUGUUGCUCCUGACGAAUACUUGAUAUCUCCGAUCACGGGAGAGCGUAUACCCGCUAGUAAAGUUCAAGAACACAUGCGAAUUGGGUUGUUGGAUCCACGUUGGGUGGAACAAAGGGAUAAGCAUCUCGAUAAGUUAGCGCAAGAGACAGUAUUUGCACCUGGUACAGCGAUCGAGGCUAGUUUGAAACAACUAGCUGAAAGACGUACCGAUAUCUUCGGUGUCGGCGACGAGGAAACCGCUAUCGGUAAGAAGAUCGGAGAAGAGGACAAGAAGAAGGACGACAAGGUUACCUGGGACGGACACACAUCGAGCGUCGAAGCGGCGACCAGGGCUGCUAGAGCGAAUAUUACUCUGGAGGAACAGAUUCAUCAGAUACAUAAAGUUAAGGGACUUCUUCCGGAUGAAGAGAAAGAAAAGAUUGGACCGAAACCUGCCAAUCGCGCGGCAGAAUUGUCACACAUGGCUGCAGCCGCUUCGAAACCUCAAGCGACGUUGAAAGCACCACCUAAGCCGCCAGCUCCGAAACCAGUGCCGGUUCCAACGCAACCACCACCACCGCCAACUAUGAGUAUGCCCGCUAUGGGUAUUCCUCAGCCAAUGAUGCCACAACCACCAAUGAUGAUGAUGGCUCCUAUGCCUCCUAUUCGACCACCGCCGCUUAUGACGCCAGCAAUGUCACCGUUUAUGCCAACUCCGCCACCUAUGCAACCACCUAUGGCAUCUGUAAGUAGUUACAAUAUGGGAUUAAAGCAUCCAUCUGAACCUAUGGAAGAGGAACCUCAGACUAAGAAGUUACGAACAGAAGAUUCAUUAGUACCUGAACAACAGUUCUUGGCUAGGAAUAAGGGUCCUGUUCAAUUGAAUAUUGCCGUGCCAAUGAUGACAGAGAAAGCGGAAUGGAAGUUGAACGGACAGACAUUAAAUAUCACCUUGCAAGUGAGCGACUCUGUAGCGACCAUGAAGGCUCUCAUACAUGAACAAACUGGCAUGCCGCCUGGUAAACAGAAGUUACAGUACGAGGGAAUGUUUUUUAAAGACAGCAAUUCUCUGGCAUAUUAUAAUUUGACAUCUGGUAACGUAAUCAACCUCCUACCAAAGGAAAGAGGCGGCCGGAAGAAGUAAAGAUUAUGUUAAUAUGCCUUAUAUACUGCGGAAUUUAAGAGAUAAUUAUUAAUCAAUGCAACAAUCAAUUGAAAUAAAUAAAAGGUACCUU